CGUUUCAGAGCUCAAACUUGGUCUCGAUCCCUUUUAACUCCCUCUUCUCUUUCAACUUAUUUGCCUCACUUUUAUCCACCGUAACUAUCUGGCUUCCAUCUAAGAGUCUCCCGUAGAGGUUGCUUAGACACCAUGUUGCCGCCAAUUCCCGUCCUCGCUGACUACGACAUCUCGCCCACUCAUGGCUUUUUGCCGGGCACUCUCCCCCUCUCGCGUCUCCCAGAUCCCUACUACAACAAAUGGGAGGCCAUCGCGGCCAAUCUUCCGGCGCUGAUUCUCACCCGGCGGCUGCGCGGCGUCAUCGACCGCCUGCCGGUGCUGUCGACGGUGGGUUUGGAGCACGAUGCCGAGUGGCGUCGGGCCUAUUCGCUGCUGAGCUUCAUGGCCCACGGCUACAUCUGGAGCGACGACGUGCCGGCCGAGCGUCUGCCGCCGCAGAUCUCGAUUCCGUACCUGGCCAUCUCGGAGCACCUCGAGGUGCCGCCGGUGGCGACGUAUGCGGCGCUCUGCCUGUGGAACUACAAGCCGCUGUUCAUGGACGAGGACAUUGACAACAUGGAGAACCUGGCCACGCUGUCGACCUUUACCGGAGGAAUCGACGAGUCGUGGUUCUACCUCAUCUCCGUCGCCAUCGAGGCCCGUGGCGCGCCCGUCAUGUCCCUGAUGCUCAAGGCCUUUGCGGCCGCAAGGCGCAGCGACUCGGCGGCCGUGACGCGGUACCUGCAAGCCUUUGCCGAGGUCCUGACUGAUCUGAACAACCUGCUGGAGCGAAUCAACGAGAGGUGCGACCCCGACAUCUUCUUCAACCGCAUCAGGCCCUUUUUCGCGGGGAGCAAGAACAUGGCCGACGCCGGACUGCCAAAGGGCGUUCUCUACGACGACGGCACGCCCAGCGCGGCGUAUCGCCAGUACGCCGGAGGCAGCAACGCGCAGAGCAGCCUGCUCCAGUUCUACGACAUCGCCCUCGGCAUCCAGCACCGUCCGACGGGCGAGAAGAAGGGCGACCCGUCUGAGCGCCGCGGCCGGGCGCCGACGCACGGCUUCAUCCAGGAGAUGCGCGAGUACAUGCCCGGCCCGCACGCGCAGUUCCUCGAGGACGUCUACCAUGUGGCCAACAUCCGCGAAUACGUCGAGGAGCACACCGACGACUCGGAGCUGUGCCUCGCCUACGACGCCUGCCUGGCCAUGCUGAGCGCAUUCCGCGACAAGCACAUCAUCAUCGUCACGCGCUACGUCAUCACGCCGUCGCGCCGGUCGCGCAGUCCGCGGGCUGCUCGCAAGGGGCUCAACCUGGCCAUUGCCUCGCGCAAGGCCGACCAGAAGGACCAAAAGGGCACGGGCGGCACGGCGCUGAUUCCGUUCCUGAAGCAGGCCCGCGACGAGACGGGCGAGCCGGCCGUGGGCGAGUGGACGCAGCGCUUCCUGAGCCGCGAGGGCAAGAAGGCUGGCAGCGGAGACUUUUUCUUGGGCAAGACGGGAGACGCGCCGCUGGAGACGGAGGAUGUCGAGGUCAAGGGGCUUGCUGGGACGUGGACGAUGGAGGACGAAGUUGGCGGUAUCUGCCUUUACUGAUGAAUUGCUUGGAGGCGGUUCAACACGCCUGGAGCUGCUGAUUUUUAUUAUAUUUGCUUUUUUUUAAUUCCUGGCGGGCGGCUGUUUGAUUGGAUUUGCUUGAUAGAAACACUCGAGAAGUGCUGGAUUACAAACGAUGGAAUGAUGCUUACGACUGCGUACAAUACGCAAACAUUAGAUGGUGCAAAGAUGGUAUCACGGGCCAUAGAACCACUCAACUAAAUUUUUACUCUUCUUCUUUUACUCGCAUGAUAAAAUGACAUUGCCACUUGGUGACUUUGACUUCAGCUCUGUCUGUGUGCCAAUCCAUCACCCCUCCAGACAGGGGGUCUGUCAGUCUCUCACAGCCGCAAAGUAG
Trichoderma atroviride IMI 206040 is the source of this 1930-nucleotide messenger RNA. RefSeq lists its product as uncharacterized. Gene Ontology annotation, biological process: 'de novo' NAD+ biosynthetic process from L-tryptophan. The record is from RefSeq and is a predicted model, not a curated record. Gene Ontology annotation, molecular function: heme binding; metal ion binding; indoleamine 2,3-dioxygenase activity. Lineage: Eukaryota; Fungi; Ascomycota; Sordariomycetes; Hypocreales; Hypocreaceae. Gene Ontology annotation, cellular component: cytoplasm.